GGUUAAGGGUUUCUCACCUGUGUGACAGCUGCCAUCUUCAACACACCGAGGGCUGACCUGGGGACCUCCAGAGCUAAAAGCACAUACUGCUACAGCUUGAGCUAACAAACCCACACACGGUAAUGGGGUGUGUGUGUCACAACUCCCAUCCUCUGCAGAUUGGCAGACAGGGACCUGUAACACACACUCCCCCGUGGAUUAACAUCUGAUUUUACUUGCCAACACUUUCUGAUCUUGCAUCCGGGACUAAAUCCUGCUUGCCUGACUCCAGUGACUACAGACACUGAAUCAAAACAAAGCCAUUGAGUGUCGUAUGAAGAACAAAACCCCGUCCACGACUGUGUUCCGGCAGCUUGGCAGAGUGGCCCUAGAUCCUGAGAAGCCACGAUUCUGGCAGGAUCGUCCUAGGGCGGAGGGAUCUGCAGAUGGCACACCUAGGGCACCUCUUCCCCACCCGCUCUUAAUCUCUCAUUCAUACGACGCUCUGGCUCAUGAGAGAAGCAGUAUAUCCCAGAUGCCUCCUAUUUGUCCAGACUUGCACAACUUGCAUGGCCAGGGAAAAGUCCCUCUCUUUGUCCCAAUGGAUAAAUCCUCCCCACCCCAUGUGACUUACAGGCACCGUUCUGUUUUCCUUGGGGCCUGAUGGUAUGAAAUAAACGUGCUGAGUAAGAGCUUGGCACGCUCAGCCCCUCACUUGUUAUUAAUUCCUGAGAUUUGGCUGCAAACUCAUACAGCUCAUGCUGUGACAUCCGCUCUGGAAAUUCCAUUCUGCUUCGUUUUGUCUCUCUGCCUCUGGAAUUCCCUAUAAAGGGAGAGGAGACUAGCCUCUCAGUGUCACAGCUGGUGUGUGCCGUCGCCCCUGGCCCAGCUCCGCUCAGCCUCUCUCCACAGCAACAUGAAGGUCUGCGUGGCUGCCCUCGCCGUUCUCACCAGCGCUGCCUUCUGCUCCCUGGCCUCCUCUGCCCCACUGGGAUCGGACAUGCCCAUCUCCUGCUGCUUCUCCCACACGGCCCGCCAGAUCCCGCGCAGCAUGGUGGUGGAUUACUAUGACACCAGCAGCAAGUGCUCCUUACCUGCUAUAGUGUUUAUUACGAAGAAAGGCCGGGCCCUCUGUGCCAACCCCAGCAACUCCUGGGUCCAAGCCUAUGUGACCCACCUGGAUCUGAACUGAGCAGAGCUGGGGACAGAGAAUUAUUCCUAUUUAUUACAUGUAUUACGGUAGCACUUCACAGCCCCAUUGUACAAGGUGCUGUCACAUGGGACAAACAGGCGAUUCCUGACCCUGAGACCUGGUCACCUAAGGACAGAGUUCAAAGGGCCCCGGAAGGAUCUCACCUCACUUCUGCUGACACACGCCAGGAUGCUGCUACCAACCCACUUUUCAAACAACUGACAAACGCUGGACUUUUAACAUAUCAUGUGAAGCUAUUUAAGACGUGCAGCUGGGACCACAUUCGUUGUAUUGCUAAUUAUAUUAUUUAUGGAAUGCAUGCAGGUGGGUUACAUGACUCCCCGUGCAUCGCAGGGACUGAUACAAAAACACGCCAGGCUGUUGAAUGUGUUGGGUUCUUUGUGCUGUAAUAUUAGGCGACGACCAGGGAUUGGGUAGAGUGAU
Molecule: messenger RNA, 1615 nt
Organism: Caretta caretta (loggerhead turtle)
Lineage: Eukaryota; Metazoa; Chordata; Testudines; Cheloniidae
Product: C-C motif chemokine 4-like
Biological process (GO): chemokine-mediated signaling pathway; positive regulation of cell migration; eosinophil chemotaxis
Cellular component (GO): extracellular region
Molecular function (GO): chemokine activity; CCR chemokine receptor binding
Source: RefSeq, a predicted model, not a curated record